Messenger RNA from Spinacia oleracea (spinach), 1138 nucleotides. RefSeq names its product suppressor protein SRP40. NCBI's taxonomy places the organism in Eukaryota, Viridiplantae, Streptophyta, Magnoliopsida, Caryophyllales, Amaranthaceae. The coding region runs from base 167 to 865 and encodes 232 amino acids. Gene Ontology annotation, biological process: vacuolar proton-transporting V-type ATPase complex assembly. The transcript has 4 exons. Gene Ontology annotation, cellular component: endomembrane system. The record is from RefSeq and is a predicted model, not a curated record.
AAUAUUACCAAAUCCUAAUCCAUUAUCCAACGUCCAAAUAGACUUUCAAUCUCUGGUUUUUGGUGCGAAGACUUUGAUUAUCUGUACUCUGUAGCUCACACACACAAAGUGAAGGAGAAAAGGAAGAAGAAGAAGAUCGAUCUAAGAAAGUAAUCAAUUAGUAAAGAUGAGUGCAGCAGAGAUUGAAUCAGAAACCCCAACACCUUCGUCUUCAUCUUCUUCCUCAAAUUCAACUACCACAACUGUUAAUACUCCCACGAUCGGCUUACUUUUAUCAAACACAGAAUCAAUACGCUCUUUCCUUAAUCUAUCAUCAUCAUCGUCAUCAAAUCUCUCUGAAAAUCUCCGGAAAUCCGCACUUUCUCUCUCAUCCCAAUCAUCAAUUCCUUAUCAAUCUCUGCGAUCCAUCUGGGCUUCCUCUGAUUCCACCACCAGGCCCUCUCUUUCACUCCUCCUUCGCGGUUCUUCCUUCCUCUUCACCAGCCCUGAACCUCGAGAAAAGAGCGAAGAGCUGAAAGCAAGAUUGAGGAAGCUAGAGGAAUUGGCUGAGAGGAAAGCAUAUGCAGAACUUGUGAAGGAUAUUACUCCAAAGAAGCCAAAUGAGCCUUUCUCAUCUUACAAGGACCAGCUUGGAUUUGGUUUACAUGUUGUGGUCAUAAUGUUUACUGGUUUCCUAUUUGGAUACUUCGCCUUCAACGCAUUGUUCGACCACAAUCCCGUCAUGAGUACUGCAGGAGGCAUCCUGGGUUUGGUUUUCGGCAUGCUUGUGGAAACACUUCUUUUCAUCAUUAGGACUAAUGAUUUCAGUGAUAAAUCACCGUCUUCCCAUUCUCCUUCUAACUUGACGAUUAAGAAAAACCAGUAGACUACCAAGUCUCGUUGUAUACACUUUUUUCCGAAUAAGUAAAGUUCAUUUUAUUGUAUACAGAAAAGAGUAAAAGUUAUCAAAGUGGAUACCUUUACUUAGUUGACAGGUUUUUUCAAUCCUCGCGAAGAAGAAGGAACACUGCACAUGUUUUGAAGAUUGCUUAAGAUUUUUUUUAUUUUGUUUUGUUAAGUUCUUGAAGGAAGCUUGCAAAUCUUCACUGAAUCUGAAUUUACCAAUAUAUGUUCAGGAAUGCAACUAGUUGAUUGGAUA